Messenger RNA from Knipowitschia caucasica, 3537 nucleotides. The record is from the annotation of a GenBank genome assembly. NCBI's taxonomy places the organism in Eukaryota, Metazoa, Chordata, Actinopteri, Gobiiformes, Gobiidae.
AUGGAGCGCGUGUCUCGGGGAAAGAGCGCAGCUGCGGCCGCCGUGAUGCUGCUGCUGUUCGGGGGAGUGAGCAGCAAAGUCUGUCUGGGCAGCAGUAACCAGCUCAACCAACUCGGGACCCAGCAGAACCACUACGAGAACCUGCGCAAGACCUUUGAAAACUGUACCUCAGUCCUGAAGAACCUCGAGAUCACCCACACCCAAGCCCAGCACAACCUGAGCUUCCUGCAGUCGAUCGAAGAAGUGGGCGGGUAUGUCCUCAUCGCCAUGAAUGAGGCGGUCACGGUGCCACUGUCCCAGUUGCGGCUCAUACGAGGACAGUCUCUGUAUGAGGGGAAUUUUUCUCUAUUGGUGAUGGCCAACUUCAACCCCAACUUCCCCAAAAGCGGAGACUACAGGAGUGGCAUGAGAGAGCUGCUGCUGAGCAACCUCACAGAGAUCAUGAAUGGAGGAGUAAAAAUUAUCAACAACCCGUUCCUCUGUCACAUCGACUCCAUUCAGUGGUGGGACAUUCUGGACCAGAGCUCCAAGCCCCACAUGGUCUUGAUACCAGAGGACCACCCCAAGAUCGAUUGUCCUAGAUGUGACCCCAGCUGUGUAAAUGGAACCUGUUGGGCCCCGGGGCCUCAGCACUGUCAGAAAUUCACGCGGCUCCUCUGUGCUGACCAGUGCAGUCACCGCUGCAGGGGCCCCUCUCCAGGAGACUGCUGUCAUGAGCACUGUGCAGCCGGCUGCACCGGGCCCUUGGCCUCACAGUGUCUGGCCUGUCGUCUCUUUAACGAUGACGGCACCUGUCAGAGGAGCUGUCCACGCCCUGUGAUCUAUGACGUCAUCACACGAGAGCUCGUCCCAAACCCUCAGGCCAAGUUCACCUUUGGGCCGACCUGCGUCAAAGCCUGUCCGCGUAAUUACGUGGUGACGGAUUGGGCCUGUGUGCGGAGCUGUCCCCCCGGGAAACACGAAGUCCUGGAGAAUGAAGUCCACCGCUGCAAGGACAGUGACAGUCUCAGCCCCAAAGCCUGUGAUGGCAUCGGAGUGGGAGCUCUCGUAAACACUCUGGGUGUGAAUUCCACAAACAUUGAGUUGUUCAGAAACUGCACCAAGGUCAUCGGAGACAUCAUCUUCAUCCCCUCAUCCUUCAACGGGGACCAUCAUUAUAAUGUCUCUGCUUUGGAUCCUUCUAAACUGGAGGUUUUUCAGACGCUCAGAGAGAUCACAGGUUUCUUGCUGAUCCAGUUCUGGCCGGAGAACUUUACGUCUCUGUCUGUGUUUGAAAAUCUGCAGAUCAUCAGAGGCCGAACGCUGCACCGGGACUACAGUCUGGUGGUCAUGGGAGCUCGGGGCCUUCGUUGGCUCGGGCUGAGGUCGCUGAGGGAGAUUAGUCAUGGGAAGGUCAUACUGAGAGACAACCCUGGCCUGUGCUACACUGGCCCUAACCAGUGGGAGAUACUCUUUGAGACCAAGGAACAGAGCAUCACCUACAAGUCCAAUGGCAAGCCCGAGUUCUGCCUGGCCCUGAACUCCUCAUGUGACCCAAUGUGCUCGAGUGAUGGGUGCUGGGGUCCGGGGCCGACCCUCUGUGUGUCCUGUCUGUACCUGAACAGAGGGGGACGCUGUGUUCAAAGCUGCUACGUGCUAGAGGGAGAGCCACGGGAGGUGGAGCUGGACGGACACUGUGUCCAGUGUCACUCGGAGUGUAAGGUCCAGGAGGGCGCCUUCACCUGUUCAGGACCUGGUCCGGACCAGUGCUCUCUCUGUGCUCAUGCCCAGGAUGGGGCUGUCUGUGUGGGGCAGUGUCCUCAGGGCGUCUCCCUCCUGGGCACUCAGCUGUGGAAGUACGAGGACGAGGAGCAUCAGUGUCAGAGCUGCCAUAUAAACUGUACCAAAGGUUGCAACGGCCCCAGCAUGUCGGACUGCAUCGGGGAGUCCCGCUCACCUGUCAUGGCCGCCGUCAUUGUGGGUUCACUCCUCGCCAUCGUUCUUGUGGCGCUUGUCGUUUUUGUUCUGCUUCGGCGGCGAAGGAUCACAAGAAAGAGGACGCUGAGGAGGAUCCUGCAGGAGAGAGAGCUCGUGGAGCCGCUCACCCCUAGUGGCCAGGCCCCAAACCAGGCCCUGCUGCGGAUCCUGAAGGAGACCGAGAUCAGGAAAGUCCGAGUCCUGGGCUCCGGAGCCUUUGGGACAGUCUACAAGGGCCUUUGGUUUCCGGAGGGGGAGCAGGUGAAGAUCCGUGUGGCCAUCAAAGUACUGAGAGAAGCAACGUCUCCUAAAGCAAACCAGGAAAUCCUCGACGAGGCGUACGUGAUGGCAAGUGUGGACCACCCUCACGUCUCGCGGCUCCUCGGUGUGUGUCUGACCUCCGCGGUGCAGCUGGUCACUCAGCUCAUGCCCUAUGGCGCAUUACUUGACUAUGUGCGACAUCACCAACACCUGGUGGGAGCCCAGAGGAUCCUCAACUGGUGUGUGCAGAUUGCAAAGGGAAUGUCAUACCUGGAGGACCGACACCUUGUGCACAGAGACCUCGCGGCUCGAAAUGUUUUGGUGAAAUCUCCAAAUCACGUGAAGAUUACAGACUUUGGGUUAGCCAAGCUUCUGACGGCCAACGAGAGCGAAUACCAUGCGGACGGGGGCAAGGUGCCCAUAAAGUGGAUGGCUCUGGAGUCCAUUCUGCAGUCAACGUACACGCACCAGAGCGACGUGUGGAGCUACGGAGUGACCGUGUGGGAGCUGAUGACUUUCGGCUCCAGACCAUACGACGGGAUUUCUGCCCCAGAGAUCUGCUCUGUCCUGGAGCGAGGAGAGCGACUCCCUCAGCCUCCAAUAUGUACUAUAGACGUCUACAUGAUCAUGGUGAAAUGCUGGAUGAUCAACCCGUCCAGUCGACCUCGUUUCUGGGAGCUGGUCCGAGACUUCUCAGAAAUGGCCCGUGACCCUCAGCGCUUCCUUGUCAUUCAGGGGCAGCUCCCGAGCCCGAGCGACAGCCGCUUCUUCUCUCGUCUCCUCAGCACGGAUGACGAAGUCGAUGCAGAAGAAUACUUGAUGCCUUACCGUGAGGGAGGGGCUGGCCUGGGCUGCGGGCAGGGUUCCGUCGCCACGGCAACGAAUGGAGCAGUGCGGCGAGGGAACGAUAUGGCUCUGCGCUACAUCGCCGACCCCACAGUCAGAGAAGAAGAAGAAGACCACGAAUACAUGAACCAGACCGUGGACCAGGCCGAUGUUGGGGCCUGUGGGUCUGAUGUCUUCAACCCCAACUAUGAGGACCUGACCCUGAAGUGGACUGGAUCAGGUGUGGCUUCUGCUCUGGAGGAACCAGGGUCUGCAGAGUACCUGAACACCCCUAGGAUACAGCAGAGGUUACCAGCCAUAUCUGCGGAGCUCCCUGAGUACAUGAACCCGGACUGGGACCAGGGAGGACCGGACUACGCAAAUUCAGACUAUGUGAACUCGGGCGACAGAAGCAGCUCCACUGUUACCCACAAUGCUCUAUUCCUCCCAGCGGCAGAAAACCUGGAGUACAUGGCUCUGGCACCGGUUCGCUAA